AUGUUUCAAAAUGCCGGCCACCUCGAUCCACUGUCCUUGACUGGGCUGAAUGAAACAUCGCUUUCUAUUGGCCAACCCAAGACGAGGCCACAGGAUCUCAAAGAGGGUCCUUUUGUAAUUCUGUCACUCAGUGGUACAGUGGAUUCAUCGUCCCAUUUCACUGCCUUAUUGUGGAAGGAGUAUGGAAAAGCUGAUAAGCGCUGGCUCGUCUCAGAUCCCACGAUUGUCUCCCUUGAAAUUCUGACUGUUGUGGUAACAGGAGGGUUAGCUGUGCUGUUGAUCGAGGCCAUUCUCAACAAUAAAUAUUAUAGGCACUUUGUACAGAUAGUACUGUGUACCUGUGAACUAUAUGGAGGUUGGAUGACUUUCUGCCCAGACUGGUUGCUAGGCAGCCCAAACCUGGUUACGGACAACUUCCUGUACAUGUGGGUGUACUUAGUGUUUUUCAAUGGCAUCUGGGUUGUGAUACCCCUGGCUCUUCUGUAUCACUCUCUUAUGGAGAUGAAGACAUGGGAAUUUGGUGGAGGAGAUUCCACUGUUACAAAGGUCACAUACACAACAAGAAAGACGUACAAUUUGCGCACCAAAAGAAUGGAUUAGUUAUUGCCAGAAAAUGCAGAUAUUUAAGCUGGAUUUAAAUUAGCGCAAUUUGCGCACCAAAAGAAUGGAUUAGUUAUUGCCGGAAAAUGCAGAUAUUUAAGCUGGAUUUAAAUUAGAAAUACACAAAGCUUUUUAUAUCAGAGGCAAUCAGGCCCAGAUCAAACUACUGUACAAUAUUAAAAAAAAGGAUAUUAAUAUUUAACUGGCCUGUAUUUUUUGUGUGGCAUAGCCAGUGUCAUACCUCACGUGAAGGUUGACGUCCAGUAGCAAUUAAAGAAGUGUUUUCUUUUAGAGCAAAGAAAACACUAAAAUAAAGUAUUUAUCAGAUGAAAGACCAUUUAACACUGUCCAUGAAUGUAGUUUAAUAUGUUUAUUUUUUUCAGAAUGUUUCUACCCCACUUAAAUGCAUUUAAAACAUAGGUUUCUGUGAUGAUCUGUUUGGACCCAGAGGGUAUAAGUGACAUCACAACUAUAUUGUUGGCUUGGAAUAGUUUGUUUCAUGGCACAUUUGUUGAAUGCAUUAAUAGCUCUAAAUGAAGAUGCAUUUUGAAUGAUGAAAUAUUGCAACAUAUCUGUGUCUGUGGCAAAAGUUACGGAAGUGACGUAACUCAUCACUGGUCCCAAUAUGAUCAGAAAAGGCAUAGUAGAAAGAAGUUUUAAGCAUAUUUUACUAUCUCGAAAAAUGUUAUAAAAGAAAUAAAUCUAACUAUUUACCCAGGAAACUGUUGAAUGGUCUUUCAUCUAACAUGAACUUCAUGCUGGUGUGUUCUUUGCCUUUAACAUAAAUGUUG
This is a messenger RNA of Liolophura sinensis, 1391 nucleotides long. Its product is annotated as emopamil-binding protein-like. Gene Ontology annotation, biological process: sterol metabolic process. Gene Ontology annotation, cellular component: endoplasmic reticulum; membrane. The transcript has 4 exons. The record is from RefSeq and is a predicted model, not a curated record. Bases 1 to 600 code for a protein of 199 amino acids. Gene Ontology annotation, molecular function: cholestenol delta-isomerase activity. Lineage: Eukaryota; Metazoa; Mollusca; Polyplacophora; Chitonida; Chitonidae.